This is a messenger RNA of Seminavis robusta, 471 nucleotides long. The record is from the annotation of a GenBank genome assembly. Lineage: Eukaryota; Bacillariophyta; Bacillariophyceae; Naviculales; Naviculaceae.
AUGCAAGUGGGUUGUGCCGAUGUUGUCAAAGAUGAUCGGCGGUUGACCGCUGUGGGCACCAUUCCUGAUGACCACCGACAGUUGACCACAACCACGGGCGUGGCUGGCUUGAACGGUUGGCAAUGCGCUCCUCAUAGCAUCAACAUUGAAUGCCUCCCGGGGUAUGUCAUGAAAGGAGUAUGCACCAGUGGAAGGACUGCUGACUGCAUGGACUUCUGUGACCCAGACGCCUGGACCGGGAUCCCGUGCGAACCAGCCCCCGCCACUGCAUUGGUAGGCACGGGCACCUGGAGUGCGCCCUUUGGCUUUGGUGGCUUCUCUAGUAAUGAAUUCUAUGAAUGUGGAGAAAAUGAAUAUGCUUGUCAGGCGAAGCUCCCGACUGCGAUGGUGGUUAUGCCCGCUUCAAGUGCUGCCCAGUUGCAUCCGAGCCCAUUGACAUUGUGGGACGGUGGACAUACAUGCGCACCAUAG